UAAAAUACAGCGGGACUCGGUGAAGUAGUUACUGCUCUUUGUAUAAAGUAGCUACUGCUCUUUGUACCCAUUUUUGUCACUACCCCGUCGCCUUUCAGUCCCGCUGGUGUCGCUCACGCAACGAGUGGCCAGGAUGCCUGCCAUUAAUAAGAGAAUAGAAGAAGAAAGUCACUUCCGUAAACACAAGGCAAGUGCGAUUUUGAAUCUGCAAACCGGUUAUUGUGGGUUUCCCCUGAAUUUAUGCAUCCCCAGUAUGAACGAUGUCUCAGCCUGAAUUAUGUUGUACAACCUCUGAUGCCAUAGAAACAUCUUGUGUGAGUGAGGAUAAAGAAGCUUGUAAAGAUGACUCUGCUGACACAAACAGUAAGUGUGUGGGCACUGACGGUGGCGCUCCAGACAGCAGUGUCAGGGACCGCGUGUUAAGGGAGGUAGGAUUCACCAGCUCUGCCUUCAUCGGUCCAGCAUUUCCUCCACAAACAACUGCAGCCGAGUCUGUCAUUGAAGACUCGCUGAGUGAGUUUUACAAAGAGCUUGAGAAGAUCAAUACCCCUGAUGGUGCUAAUGGUAACCCAGGGAAACAAGAUGCAGCUUUUGAUCAGCCACUUGUACCUACUAAAUUACCCACCAGCAACAAAACUCAGGAUGUUCCUGAGGAGAAAAUUGCUAACAUGAGGGACUUUGAAGAAACAGAUGGCUCCCAAAAAAGCAAUGGAAGAAAACAGCCAGCAUGGCCUCACUGGUAUCAAAAUGAGCCAUACAAUCCCAGGAGGCAGAGGCCAGGCCCGGAGCUGAGCUCUCCCCAGUGGCGUCAUCCACAACCACUGGACAGGCCACCACACCUGAGAUUUCAGAGCCCACCAUUCCCUCACCAACCACCACCGUAUGCAUUCCCAAAUCUACAAAACCCACCACCACAUGUGAACCCUACCUUUCAACAUCCAAGCAUGGCAAACCGCUUUCAAGAGGAGCUGCGGUUUCCACCUUUUUAUAGAUUCCCACCUCCAAAUGUUUCCAGACACCACUCUCAGGGAUUUUAUGGAGGUCCUCAACAUCAGUUUGACAGGGAUGUGCAUGGCUCCAGCUAUGAUGGACACUCAGCUAAUGAAAAUGUCAGGUGGCCUAGAGAUAGAAGUGAAGAGGUCUCUCAGUUAAAUGAAGAUUAUGACAGGCUCCAGAGAUGUGAUUCAGAAAAUGAACCUUGGGAGCGACAGCACUACUAUCAGCCGCGUGACGACACACAUGCAUGCCAUUCAGCCCUGGUGCUGAUCUUGAUGCGGGGAUUGCCAGGAUCUGGGAAAUCCACACGUGCCAGGGAGCUGCUCUCCACUGGCCCCAGUGGGAUCAUUUUGAGCACAGAUGAUUACUUUGCACACAAAGAUGGCUACCACUAUGAUCCUAGUCUUCUUGGAGCAGCACAUGAGUGGAAUCAGAGAAGAGCUAGAGGUGCUCUUCAUGAUGGCCGGUCUCCCAUUAUUAUUGAUAAUACAAACAUUCAAGCCUGGGAAAUGAAGCCAUAUGUCAAAAUGGCUUUGGAGAGCGGAUACAAAGUUGACUUUUGUGAACCGGACACCAGGUGGAAAUAUGAUCCUUACGAGCUGGAGAAGAGGAACAAACACGGUGUUCCUCAGGAGAAGAUCGCGCAGAUGAUGGACCGUUUUUCUAUUCCCAUAUCCAUAGACAUUGUCAUGAAUUCAGAAGAACCGUUUCAUGUGAACCAGAGACGUCAACCAGAGCAGCCACAAAUGAUGAGGAAAAAGCCAAAUUUACAUAAUUUCUAAGACAAUUUAACAGCUUCGUAAUUUACCUUGUAUGACCAUUUUUAGAGUAAAUAUUGUGAAUUUUAUAAUUUGUACCUGUUUUUAAUAUAUUACUUUGUAUACUGUAAUUUUUUUCUAAGAAAAGAGAAAAAAUAUUUUUCUGAGGAAAUUAAAAUUGCAAUUUAGUAUGUAAUAACAGAUUUUUACAGUAUGCGUAUUCUUCACAUUACAGAACAACAGUGAAAACCAGGAGUUUGCCCUGUUUUAAAUUUAUUUUUUUACUCAUUUACAAGUUGUUCCAAUUUUUGGUGAGCUUGAUCAGUGAUUUAUCAUCUUGGUUGUUGUUCUGUUUCUUUCUUUCUUUUUUUUUUUUUUUUUUAGCUAGAAAUUGUUUCUUCCUGCGACAUACACCAAUAGGCAGAUUUUCAGUGCCAAAAUAGCCAAAUAUAAACAUUGAUAUGAAUUUUCUUUUUUAGUUUGUUACACUGGUGUUGUUCUUACAUAAUUAAAACAUUGUUGGUCCAGGAUCAGUGUUGCAACUGACCAGUCCUGUUGUCUGGGUAUUUAGUUAGCAUUAGCCAAGAAGCUAGCUAAUGCUAUUAAAAACUGUCACAAGUAAACCAAUAUGAGUAGCUAAAUUUGGCUAACAGCAAAAAUAACUUGAUAAUAUAUUGUUAUAUAGCAUACAUUAAUAAAGGAAACACUUGAAGUGCUUUCUAUUUGUUCCAGAAGAGAGUUUUACAUAAGCAAAUGUUGAUGCAGGAACAACACCAACAUGGGAAUAUCACACACAUUGUGUGUAUAAAGAAAUUUAGUCGAUUCAAGUAUACCCUCUGAUUUUAUUCGUUUGCAGAACCACCUUUAGCAGCAGUAACUGAAGUAGCAGAAUUUCAGCCAAGCUUUAACCGUGAGACAGUUGACCUCACAGCUCACUCUAGAAUACUUUGGUAUACAGAGGAGUUUUUUGUAAACUCAAUGACUGCAAGAUGCCGAGGUCCUGUGGCUUCCAAAUGAACUAACUCACCCCUCUGCCACUGUGCCUGACAGCCGGUGUGAGGUGUUUGCUGAUAUGCUGUGUUGGAUGUUCAUCAGUAGCGGCUCUAUAAUAUCUGCAUUUUUGUCAUACUUUAUGUCUCCAAACGUCAUUGCCCCAGAAGUCCUGUGGUUUUUCAGAUGCAACUUUGCAAAUUUAAGCUGUGUUGCCAUAUUUUUAGAAAGAUGAAUGUUUUUUCAAAUAAUAUCAAAUAAGCCAUACGUGUUCAGUCUUUUUAUAUUAUACUACCAUGAACUUUAAUAUUUAACCUGCUAACUGGGGCCCGAAGAGGCUGAGAUUGAGCUUUUUUGGAGACUGCAGACUGCCGACUGCCAAACUGCUUUUAUUGAGGUGGUCACACUUACUGAUUGGUCAGUUAAUUAAGUGCAUUGAAGCAGCAGCACCUGGCUGCUAAAUGCCCUCUUAUUUCCUAUCAAAGCAGUAAAUAUGUACUUAGUUUUUCACAGGACUACACACCGUCAUGUGAAAAACAACUAAACUAUACAGUAACUUCCAUGUGAUGCAUUUUUUCUGUUUUAAUGUCUUUGUGAAAACUAUUUAAUGCUUUUUUUAGGGUAAAUAUUUUAUGGCAGCUAGUAGAACAGUUUCCUAGCAGAAGCGCUUAAGCCUUAACAAAACAGACUGAUUCUGAUGUCUUUGAGUUAAAGUGUUGGUGCAUAAUGUUUGAAACCAAUUGAAAUUUUCUAAUUUGAACAGGAUGGUUCUUGUUUUUCUUCUGUUCAUAGUGGUUAUUAGGAAAUCCUUUCCUAAGCUGUGCUGAGUCCAAGUGAUCUAAAAAAGUGUGCCUGAAGCUAAAGUGAGUGUCCAAAAAGUCAGAGUUAAACAAAUCAACCUGAUAAAAAUCGAGUGUUUCUUGUAUAAAACAGAUUCUUUGUGUUUCUUUGUUUGGGUGGAUGAAAGGAUGAAAAAGAACCUCAUCUUGGCUCCUGGUAAACUUUUAAAAACAUGUUGUUUUUUUUUAAACAAAGGCCUGUAAAUUGUAAUCAGCAUAAACAAAAACUAACCCUGUCAGUGUGCAAAUGGACAAUAUUGUUUCUGUCUGCUGGCAGACUCAAAAUUGGUGAUCCUGCAUUUUGUGUGCUCAUUUGUGAAAGCGAAGCAGUAAUAGGUGUGCCUCCAGUUAAAAACUGUUGCGUCUUUGUAAACACAAUAUGCCUCACGGACAGUUUGCCAAAGCAGAAUAACCCAUCUACAGCUGCUGCAGCCAAUUACUGUAGGGAAACAUUGAGUAGAGACCCUAUUACUGUAGAAACUCUGAUAUAGCGCUAAACACCAAGUGUGGAGAGGUCUUUGUCUGAUAGCAUUCAGUGUUCAUUACUGUGUGUCUCACAGGAAAUCAUAUUUCACCCCACUGUUCCUGCUGGUGCUCAUUAAUGCGGCACAGAGGUGAUGUUUUGUUGACUCUUUUCCCCCAAUCGUUGUUGUGUGGGGAACCAGAAAGUUUUUUCUACACCACAGACUAUACAGUUAAAUGUGUGUCUGCGGUGUUAUACUGGUUGAAAAUUUUGUUUUUAAGAAAAUUAGGUCGUGUUUUUGGAACUGGGACUAACAUGGGACAAGUUGGUAUUUGUCUUUGGGAUCUUCAUGUGACAGAUCUGGGUUAACUUUCCUGUUUCUCUGCUUCACAUUUAGUUGCACUGUUGUAUGCUUAAGAACAGCAUACUGAUAAUUGGAUGGACAUAAACUGAGAUUUAACCCAAAUGCAGUAUGUGUUGGUUUGAGUUAGAGAAAGGGAUCAGUGAAGGGUGAAGAAAAUACCAGCGAAUGAGAGUGGGCAAAGGAUUAUUGUCCAGAAUGAAAUGCCACUGUGAGGUCACACUUUUUACCAAAUAUUAACUUAAUAAUAGGAAUCCACGUGACUGGUUUCACUGGUCGUAGUUUUAAUUCUCUUGAAGGCAGUGUUUCCAACUGAUGCUCUUCCAGUCUUAAAAAUAUGUGUUUAGGGUUAGUUAUUUGUUUUUUAGACUGCAGUAUUCAGCAUACUGCUGUCUGCAGCUUCCUAUCUUUUCUGUAGAGGGUUUUUAAUGCUACACCAACUUUUUACAUUUUAUACAUUUUAGUGUUACAAAUUUUCCACAAAAAAAAAAAAAUGCAGGUUGAUGUGAUAUGUAAGAUAUGCAAUAAUCUCUCUGUUUCAGUGUUUGUGGAAGUUUUAAGACUGAAUCUAAGUCUUGCACAAGCUUGAUUUUUGUAAAUGAUUGCCUUAUUUGUUUAAAGGGUUAUUCUGCACGGAACUACAAAAAAAAGUCAAGGCUAAACUGUGAAAAUAAAUGGUAGGAAGGAAACCCAUAAAUUAGAUUUAACUGGUAAAUAAAAACUUAUUGAAUCUUAAAAUGCAGAGCUGGCCUCAAGUAUGUUCAGUAUUUAAAAAGGCUAAGCCGUCCUGUGAGUCUCCCUAAGAUAUAAUCUGACCUUGAGUCAAGAGAAUCAAUGAGGAGGCCCUUUAAAGGGGAUUUCUAAUGGAUUUGCUUUCUGUCUUUUGAUGUGAGUGCAGCCCUGUCUGCAGUGAAGAGUUAGGCUAAAUGGUCAAAAACUGCUAUUAGAUUUUCUUGCAAAAUGGAUGCCUGGGGCAGAAGAACAAGAUGAAAAGGCUUUAAUGAGUAACUCAAGUCAAUAACAAAGAAGAGAAACCGUUUUAAAUUUAAUCUAGACUUCACUUUUUAAAGAGAAAUUACACCCUCCAAAAACAUUUUCUAUAAAAUUAAAGGCCCUUUGGUUCCACCCUUGUUAGAAUAAUAAUGCAAACAAGCUUGAAUUAGUUAUUAAAAGUCUUAUCAGACCAGGAAACAGUAGACAACUGUAUGUUGUCACAAUUCGGCUCAAAAUGAAGGCCUCACA
Messenger RNA from Haplochromis burtoni (Burton's mouthbrooder), 5649 nucleotides. It is a transcript of the gene n4bp2l2, whose product is annotated as NEDD4 binding protein 2-like 2. Bases 261 to 1778 code for a protein of 505 amino acids. NCBI's taxonomy places the organism in Eukaryota, Metazoa, Chordata, Actinopteri, Cichliformes, Cichlidae. The record is from RefSeq and is a predicted model, not a curated record. Gene Ontology annotation, biological process: negative regulation of transcription by RNA polymerase II. Gene Ontology annotation, cellular component: nucleus. The transcript has 6 exons. Gene Ontology annotation, molecular function: transcription corepressor activity.